This is a messenger RNA of Parastagonospora nodorum SN15, 126 nucleotides long. RefSeq lists its product as hypothetical. The record is from RefSeq and is a predicted model, not a curated record. The transcript has 2 exons. The coding region runs from base 1 to 126 and encodes 41 amino acids. NCBI's taxonomy places the organism in Eukaryota, Fungi, Ascomycota, Dothideomycetes, Pleosporales, Phaeosphaeriaceae.
AUGCGUUGCAACAAAACCCGCUUCGGUGUCACGAGCACGCGACCGAGUCCUUGGGCGUGGCACGGCACGACGACCAAACGAUGCGGAAAUAGCCACUUGAACGGCCUGGAAGCCACAUCCCGCUGA